UCCGACGUUAGCACUUAAUCCAUGCUGUUUUAUAUAGCUGUUUAUUAACAUUUCUUAUGUACAGGUCUGUCCCCUCAACAAAGCUGUGAAGUACUUGUACCGUUAGCUGUCGCUAUGUAACAAAUCGCCUCAAAACUCCGUGGCUUAACAUAACAUUUAUCAUAGCUCCCAUGUGUGGGUAGCUGGGGCUGGGUUGAUCUUGGCUGAGCUCCACUGAACUCUUUCAUAUCUCUGUGGGUCAGAGGCAGGUGGGGGCUCUCACUUGGGCUUGGCUGGAGUGGGUUAGAUGAGGAAGCUCUGUCCCACAGCGCUCAUCCUUCUGUAGAGAGCUGCGGGCUAGCCCAGGCAUGUCAUUGUCCUGACAGCAGAAACGUGAAAGAGCAAGUGGAACCCCACAGGUCUUUGGAGGCUGAGGCUAGGAACUGAUGCGCCGUAACUUCUGUUUCAGUCUGUUGACCAAAACAAACCACCUUAGAAAGUGGUGGGGAAAUACACUCUUUCUCUUCCUGGGAGAAACCACAAAGCCAGAUGGCAGGAAAGUGUGGUUGUAGGAAGGGGUGAAGAAUUGGGGUCUUUGAUGCAAUUUUCCACAUGCUCAUGGGCAGAUUGCUCUCAGCUUCCCUGUAGCGCUUAAACGUGUUAUAGAUAGAUGUAUCAGUUACCUGUUGCUUUGUAACAAACAACCCCAAAACUUAGUGGCUUUAAAACGUCAGCCAUUGUAUUUGCUCAUGAUGCCAUGGGUUGGCCAGGCAGGGCUCAACUGGGACGGCUCAGCUCUGCUCCGUGUGAUGUCAGCCCGGCUUGCUCACGUGGCUGCAGUUUGAAUUGAAGUCUCGAGCAUUCAUGGGACUGGCCCCUCGGCUGAGCCCAUGGGGACGUUAGCCCCUCUCUCUCUUAAGGAUCUUCCCAUGUCCAAGGCCCCCGUCUCCAGGUAAUUUCUCCAGCAGGGUAGCUGGACUGUUUUUACCUGGCCAUCUCCAGGUUCCAAGAGAAUGAAAUCCGAAGGCAGGGCCACUUGGAGCAAUGGCAUCACUUCUACUGCGUUCGGCUGGUCAGAGAACAUCGCAGGCUUAGCCCAGAUUCAGUGGGAGGAGAAAUAGACUCCAGCUCUUGACAAGAGGGGUGUCACAGACACACUGGCGUGUGGGGGGAGGGGUGUUCAGCCACAACAGGAGGAAGCUCACUGAGUACUUGUCGAAUGAGCAUUUGAACGAAUGAAAGAAGCAGAAGCAGAGUCUGCUUAUGAAGAAGACUCUAGGACAGGAUUCUGAUGCAACAUUCUCUACUUUCCAGUUAUCUUCAUAUCUGUCUGCAACCUCAGAUGACACAUUUCCCCAGAUCCGGUGGCAUCAAACCGCAGACUUCGGCUAUGUCCCCAACGCAAGGAUGCCCAGCACUUUCAUGGCGGUAGCAAUGGAUCUCUGUGACAGGAAGUCACCUUUUGGCAGCAUCCACCCUCGAGACAAACAGACGGUGGCCUACAGGCUGCACUUGGGGGCCCGGGCUGUGGCUUAUGGUGAGAAGUUGAUCUUUCAAGGACCUCUGCCUGAGAACCUGGAACUCUUGGCUGACAAGGGGCUGCUCAACCUCACAUAUUCGCUGGAAAUCCAGGUGCAGAGGCAGCACAAUAUAUUUGAGGUGAGAAGAAUAGUUGAAACAGUAGGUGUGCAUCCUGUGUGGGGAGUCAGGAUUUUCUCCACACUGAGGCCCAUCUCUUUAACUAUAACAAUUCUGUGAGGCAGAACUUGGUUUUUAUUUUUUUAAAUUUUUUUAUUUUUUAAAAA
Leptonychotes weddellii (Weddell seal) is the source of this 1784-nucleotide messenger RNA. The record is from RefSeq and is a predicted model, not a curated record. Lineage: Eukaryota; Metazoa; Chordata; Mammalia; Carnivora; Phocidae.